AUGUUCAGAGAUAAACAGACUCUCAUUGCAAAUUUUUAUGAGUUUUUAUUGGAAGGGAAAUCCCCUACAAAUAAGACUCAUAAGUAUUGUCUCUAUCAGUACAAAUUGACAACUGUACCAAAGAUAGAUAGAGAUAAAUUUCUCAAAAUAAGACAUUUGCUCAUUCAGCCAAAUAAGCUCAAUGAUGGUGAAAAUUCUGAUGAGACUAAAACUUCGGUCUCAUAGGAUGACAAGAUGGAAAACGAUGCUGAUGUCAACAAAGAUGAUAAUAUGGUUAACAAGGAAUCAAGUGCAAAUAACAAUAGCAAAGUUUAAAGCUAAUUAGAUGAGCAAAAAAGCAGCUAAAAAUAGCAGUCAGCAGACGAGUUCAUUCUUGAAAAAUACUUAGGCAAGUAUUUCAAGUUCCUCAAAUUUAACUAGAAAUACAUAUCAGAAAUUAAUUAAAAGUCAUAUUUCCAUCCAUGUUUACUCUAUUCAGUAAAGUUUAUCCAGCAGCUGAUUAGUUAUAGUAAAACUAUAAAGGAUAAACAAUUUACAGUAACCAUAACAUUUGACAAAGAAAUCGAUCUUAAAAAUAGUGAAUAUGGCUAGACAAUAAUGCAGCAAUAUUUUAGAGACUAUCUAUUUAACUAGGUGAUUAAAAAAUGCUAUCCAAAUUACAAGAGACUGGGAUAUACCCAGAUAUUCAACCCAGAAAGAGUAACAAACUUAAAAGAAUAUGACAUUGAAAUUUGGUCGGGAUUCAGAAUGGAGGUGAAGCCAAUAGAGUAAAUACCCAUGCUAAACAUUGAUAUUGAUUACCUUGUUGUAAGAUUAGAAACUGUAUUAGAUGUUAUCAAUGAGAUUAAAAAGAUUUAUGUAACUUACGGAGAAAGUUAGGCUUGCUAAGAAAGGCUUUAAAAAGAUAUUAGGAAAGCCUUUGUUGGCAAAGCAGUCGUUACAAGGUAUAACAAUAAUGUUUACAAGAUAAAAGAUGUAGACUUUAAUCAGAAUCCUGAGUGCUAUUUUGUGCAAACUAUAGUAGAUAUUGCUAACAACAAGAAAAAGCUUAUUAAGAAAUCAUAUACUUAGUAUCUUGAGGAAAAAUACUAUAAAACAAUUACUGAUAAGGAGUAGCCACUGCUUGUGACUAGUGACAAUAUAUGCUUGGUGCCUGAGUUUUGCAUGGUAACAGGUUUGUCCGAAGAAACUUGGAAUUCCCCAAGUUAGCUUAACUAAGUAAGGGAUGUGGUUAAUGCUACUAAGCCAGAUGUAAUGAGAAGAAUUGUUGACAUAAAAAAGGACUUCUUUGAUGUACUCUACAAGAAUCAAAGUUAAUUCAAUUUCGACGAAAUUAAAAUAUCAAACUUUCCACAUAUUAUGGAAGGGGUAAAACUUGAAAUGCCUACAGUUUAAAUGGCAAAAUUACCAUAGGGUCCUAGAGUUGAGAUAAGUACUAAAAAUGUGGAGGAGUUUGAGAGGAAGAUUUUCUAGUAACUACCUAUAAAAAUGUUUGAAGCACCUCCACUUGAAUAAUGGGCACUAUUCUAUCAUGAAGAAGAUGAAAGUCUAGGGAAUAAAUUAGUUCAUACUCUUAAUGAAUCAUUAACAACUUUCAAUUAUCACGCAAAACCAAUCUAAAUAAUUAAAGUUAAAGGAAAUAAAUUCUAGGAUUGGCAUUAAUCAAUUAGGGAUAAUUUAUCAGUUACAGUCAUAGCUGCAGUUAUAUUGAUUCCUGGUACCAAAGGUCUCCCAAAUUAAUUAUACUCUGACAUCAAGCGAAUUUUAAUCAAAGAGAUACCUGUGCCUUCUUAAGCUAUACUCUCUUAGACAAUAGAGAAAUCUAAAAGUGCGCUAUUUUCGGUAUGCAAUAAACUCAUAAUGCAGAUUUGCGCUAAAAUAGGAGGGGAGCCUUGGGCUAUUAGUGAAUUACCAUAUUUCUACGACUGCACAAUGGUUUCAGGAUACUAUAUUACAAGCAACUUGAUAUCCUAUGUUUGUUCACUAAAUUCAAAAGCCACCAGAUACUGGUCUAAAUGCUUGAGCGUAACAAAUGAAUAAGGAGAUAGCUAAAUAGUGCAGCAGUAAACUUGCUUGAAAUUAUCGAGUUUAUUUUUCGAGUCUCUCUUAGCCUUUAAAUUGAGAAUGAACUGCUGCCCAAGUCAGAUAUUUUUAUUUACUAAUCAAAGGUAUCAGGCGAAAGAAGAGAUUCAGCAAGAGUUAGAUGCUAUUCAAUAGAUAUUAAGCAAAAUGCAACUAGGAGCGAAAAUAACAUUGAUUUAAGUAGAUCCAAGCGUUUAGACUCAUGUGAAAAUGGCUGUGGUUGAAUAACCCAAUAGGUUAAUACCAAUUUCACAUGGUCUCGUUAUCAUUGAAAAGAAUAAUACUUAAAAUUAGUAAAGUUCACCUGCAUUUCCUUGCAAACUACCCCUUGAUUUCUAUCUCUCCUCAUAUUAUAACAAAGACAUUAAUCAAACAACAGUGACUCAGUAUAGAGUGAUAAAAGAUGAGAUAUGUUGUCAAUCUGGAGUUGAAAAUGGCUAUGAGCAGCUAUUUUAACUGAUUCAUAGACUAUGCUUCCUAUAUUUUAAUCAUAUUGGCCCAGUUGAUAUGCCUGCUUGUCUGAAAUAUGCUUUUAAACAGGCAUAAAUUUUGCAAGAAUUCGGAUUUAAAAAGAAUUAGAUAUUAAGUGCACAUGAACACUAUGAUAAAAAUAUACUAGGUCUUUAUUAUUUAUGA
This is a messenger RNA of Stylonychia lemnae, 2718 nucleotides long. Lineage: Eukaryota; Ciliophora; Spirotrichea; Sporadotrichida; Oxytrichidae. The record is from the annotation of a GenBank genome assembly.